AUGUCUCCCGUAAAAACGAAGACUACUAUCUUCAGCCUUUUGGUUGCCGCAAGCUCGGCUGGGCAAUUUCUUGCACAACUCCCUCAGACUCUUACCACUGAUCCCGAGAUCUCGGGAAAACUUAUCUAUGUGCCGUCUCUAGGAUCCACGUCUAGCGUUGCAGCGCCUGUUGCUGUUCCCAGUCUCGGUUACAAUUGCUACAAUCUGCCUCUGGUUUGCGAAAGCAUUGGAAGCUGGGCUAGAACAGUGCACCCGAGCGGAAACGGCGAUCUAAGUCAGGCUCAGAUAUUCUAUUUUGACCCGGAUGAGGCCCACGAAGACAGACGUCGUGAAGUCGCCUGUGGGUGUGUCCAUCAUGACGGGUGUUUAAACGCAGUGUCAAAUGGUAAACAAGCCGGAGAGAACGUGCGAACUAUAGCGAGGGGUGGCGGGAAUGUCAAUGUGCUCUCUGACAUAUCUUUCUCGAACUUCAAAAUCAUAUUAGCUGGCAUAAACCCCCCCAGAAAUCCUACAACAGGGCAGUCGACGACCCCGCAGCUGUCUCUGGAUAGCAUACCAGGACGACUCUUUGCAGAGGGCGUGGCGUUCAGCUGCGAUGAAAUUCCCGCCGCAACGGUUAUCAAUGGUGGAAUGAACGCCAAGACUAGCUGCGCUCUACAGAGCUGGUAG
This is a messenger RNA of Letharia lupina, 669 nucleotides long. RefSeq lists its product as uncharacterized. Lineage: Eukaryota; Fungi; Ascomycota; Lecanoromycetes; Lecanorales; Parmeliaceae. Bases 1 to 669 code for a protein of 222 amino acids. The transcript is spliced from 2 exons. The record is from RefSeq and is a predicted model, not a curated record.